Molecule: messenger RNA, 9031 nt
Organism: Eufriesea mexicana
Lineage: Eukaryota; Metazoa; Arthropoda; Insecta; Hymenoptera; Apidae
Product: Kinesin heavy chain 73
Exons: 30
Coding region: 26-6271 (2081 amino acids)
Biological process (GO): microtubule-based movement
Molecular function (GO): ATP binding; microtubule binding; microtubule motor activity
Source: RefSeq, a predicted model, not a curated record
ACUCUGUACACAAUGCGUCGUCGAGAUGUCCGGACAGCAAACCAUCUUGCAGCAUCCCACCACGAUGGACAAGAUCGAACGGAGCAAACCAAAAACGUUCGCGUUCGAUCACUGUUUCUAUUCACUGGACCCGAGCUCGGAACAUUUUGCGAGUCAAGAUGUGGUGUUCGAUGCCCUGGGACGCGACAUUCUGGACAAUGCGUUCCAAGGGUACAACGCCUGUAUUUUCGCUUACGGCCAGACCGGGUCCGGGAAGUCGUACACGAUGAUGGGAAGCGGGGACAACAAAGGCAUCAUCCCACGGCUGUGCGACAACCUCUUCGACAUGAUCGCGAAACAGCAGAGCUCAGAGCUCACCUACAAGGUCGAGGUCUCGUACAUGGAGAUCUACAACGAGAAGGUGCACGAUCUGCUGGAUCCAAAGCCGAACAAGCAGUCGCUGAAAGUCAGGGAACACAAUGUCCUGGGCCCAUACGUGGAUGGACUUAGUCAGCUCGCAGUCACAUCCUUUCAGGACAUCGACAAUCUGAUGGCGGAGGGCAACAAGUCGAGGACGGUGGCCGCAACGAACAUGAGCGGUGUCAGCGGGGAGAAGGUCUCGCGGAUGAGCCUGGUGGACUUGGCAGGGAGCGAAAGGGCUGUGAAAACUGGGGCGGUGGGCGAUAGACUUAAAGAAGGAAGCAAUAUAAACAAAUCCCUAACGACGUUGGGUCUAGUCAUUUCGAAGCUGGCGGAUCAGAAUUCCGGAAGUAAUAAGAAUAAGGACAAGUUCGUGCCGUACAGGGACUCCGUCCUAACAUGGUUGUUGAAGGAUAACCUUGGCGGAAAUAGUAAGACCGUAAUGGUAGCCACUAUAUCUCCCGCCGCGGAUAAUUACGAGGAAACGCUUUCUACCCUACGAUACGCAGACAGGGCCAAGAGAAUCGUUAAUCACGCGGUGGUCAACGAGGAUCCAAACGCAAGAAUCAUUCGGGAAUUGCGACAGGAGGUGGAGACACUGAAGGAGAUGCUGUUACAUGCAACUGGACAAGGAUCGAUAGUUGGCCAGCAACGCACAGACAUAACAGAGAAGCUGUCGGAGUCGGAACGAUUAAUGAAGGAAAUGUCGCAAACGUGGGAAGAGAAGCUGGUGAAAACCGAGAGGCUGCAGCAUGAGAGACAGCAGGCCUUAGAGAAAAUGGGAAUUAGCGUCCAAGCCUCUGGUAUCCAAGUAGAAAAGAACAAGUAUUACCUCGUUAAUCUGAACGACGAUCCAAGCUUGAACGAGCUGCUAGUUUAUUAUCUGAAGGAAAGGACCCUGGUUGGAGGACGAUCAGCUAAGACAGACCAAGAUAUUCAACUGCACGGGCUUGGUAUUCUACCUGAACACUGUGUCAUCACGAUAGAGGAGACUGGUCUCUAUAUGACGCCAUUAAACGGUGCUAGGUGUUUCGUGAACGGCACUCAGGUAGUGGAGAAAACGCCGCUGUUACAUGGCGACAGGAUCGUCUGGGGAAAUCAUCAUUUCUUCCGAGUGAAUUGUCCCAGAAGCGCAACAGCGAUCAACAGCGAGCCUCAAACGCCAGCGCAGAAUAUCGAUUACACCUUUGCAAGGGAAGAACUGAUGCUUAACGAGCUGUCGAAUGAUCCUAUUCAAAGAGCCAUCGCUAGACUCGAGAAGCAGCAUGAGGAAGAUAAACAGGGACAAGGAUCGAUAGUUGGCCAGCAACGCACAGACAUAACAGAGAAGCUGUCGGAGUCGGAACGAUUAAUGAAGGAAAUGUCGCAAACGUGGGAAGAGAAGCUGGUGAAAACCGAGAGGCUGCAGCAUGAGAGACAGCAGGCCUUAGAGAAAAUGGGAAUUAGCGUCCAAGCCUCUGGUAUCCAAGUAGAAAAGAACAAGUAUUACCUCGUUAAUCUGAACGACGAUCCAAGCUUGAACGAGCUGCUAGUUUAUUAUCUGAAGGAAAGGACCCUGGUUGGAGGACGAUCAGCUAAGACAGACCAAGAUAUUCAACUGCACGGGCUUGGUAUUCUACCUGAACACUGUGUCAUCACGAUAGAGGAGACUGGUCUCUAUAUGACGCCAUUAAACGGUGCUAGGUGUUUCGUGAACGGCACUCAGGUAGUGGAGAAAACGCCGCUGUUACAUGGCGACAGGAUCGUCUGGGGAAAUCAUCAUUUCUUCCGAGUGAAUUGUCCCAGAAGCGCAACAGCGAUCAACAGCGAGCCUCAAACGCCAGCGCAGAAUAUCGAUUACACCUUUGCAAGGGAAGAACUGAUGCUUAACGAGCUGUCGAAUGAUCCUAUUCAAAGAGCCAUCGCUAGACUCGAGAAGCAGCAUGAGGAAGAUAAACAGGUCGCGUUAGAAAAGCAAAGACAAGAGUACGAACGCCAGUUUCAACAGCUUCGCAACAUUUUGUCACCAUCGACACCAUAUUCUCCUUACGUACCAUACGACCCCCUAAGAGGUAGUCAAAGCGGUAAACUUCCUGCUUGUACACCGACUACGCAAAUGCGAGUAGAGAAGUGGGCCCAAGAAAGGGACGAGAUGUUCAAGAGGAGUUUAGGUCAAUUGAAAGCGGAUAUUUUGAAAGCGAAUGCCUUGGUACAGGAGGCCAACUUCUUGGCGGAAGAGAUGGGGAAGCAAACGAAGUUUAGCGUCACCCUGCAAAUUCCACCAAACAAUUUAAGUCCAAACAGAAAGAGUGUAUUCUUUCAGCGGGGCGCUUUUGUCAGCGAGCCUGCCAUUCUAGUGAAAAGGACAAACAUGGGCAGUCAGGUAUGGUCCAUGGAAAAAUUAGAAAACAAAUUAGUCGACAUGCGGGAUAUGUACGAGGACAGAAAAGAUCCCAACAAUUGUCAACGAUUACCUGCCAUUAAGGAUGAAGUGCCGGGAAAAACUCAAGAUCCAUUCUACGAGUCCCAGGAGAAUCACAAUCUCAUUGGAGUAGCGAAUAUUUUCUUAGAAGUUCUAUUCCAUGAAGUUCGGUUAGAUUAUCACACGCCAAUUAUCAGCCAACAGGGAGAAGUCGCUGGACGACUGCAAGUCGAAAUAAGUCGCAUAUCUGGUCACUUUCCUCAGGAUCGUAUCUGCGAGGCAGCAUCCGAAUCAUCAGCUGACUCGACCUCUUCAGAACCUGAGGACUACUCUGGCUCCAGUCACAUCAUUUGUCGUGUGACCAUAAAGCAAGCAACUGGUUUGCCUUUGUCUUUGAGCCAUUUUGUAUUUUGUCAGUAUAUGUUCUGCGGCCAUCCAGAUCCCAUAGUGGUCCCAGCCGUAGAUAACUCAGAACAACUCAACUCGAAUUGCCAGACUGGUCAGAGAGAUUCGCUAGUGUUCAAAUUCAAUCAUACAAAAGAUUUUACCGUACCCAUAACAGAGGAGUUUAUCGAACACUGUGGUGAAGGGGCCUUAAGCAUAGAAGUUUGGGGACAUCGAAGUGCUGGAUUUUCCCGAAGCAAACCAGGCUGGGAAGUCGAGCAGCAACUUGCCAAAGCUAGAUCUCUGGCUGACCGAUGGUCGGAAUUAACACGGAAAAUCGAACUGUGGGUUGAAAUCCAAGAACUCAAUGAGCAAGGAGAAUAUUCACCCGUGGACGUGAUUGUGAAGCAAGAUACAUUGACAGGAGGUAUUUAUCAGUUACGUCAAGGACAACAACGACGAAUACAAGUUCGUGUGAAACCAGUACAAAAUUCAGGAACAUUGCCCAUCAUCUGUCAGUCUAUAUUAAAUAUCGCAGUUGGUAGCGUGUCUGUGAGAAAUCGUCUACAGAUUCCACUGGACAGUUAUCAGGAUGAAGAUUUGAGUAUACUGAGAGAAAAAUGGAGUGAAGCCUUGAUGAGGAGAAGACAGUACUUGGAUCAACAAAUACAAAAACUUAUCAAUAAACAAGAUAAAACUGAACAGGAUAUAGAAAGAGAACAAAGUCUCGUAGAUCAAUGGGUGAGCUUAACAGAAGAAAGAAAUGCAGUGUUAGUUCCUGCAGCAGGAUCAGGAAUCCCUGGUGCUCCUGCUGACUGGAACCCUCCAGCAGGCAUGGAACCACAUAUUCCUGUUCUAUUUCUUGAUCUCAAUGCUGAUGAUCUCUCGACUCAUCAGUCAGGGGAAGAAGUUUCUGUAACUGGAUUGAAUUCCAUCUUACCUAAGGAACAUGGCAAUAAAUUCUACAAUUUACCCAUAAUUCGUCGUAUAGAGAAAGAUGUGUGCGCCAUCGCUGCCUGGGACUCCAGUAUACACGAUAAUAUACAUCUAAAUAAAGUGACAGAUGCAAAUGAACGAGUAUUUUUGAUUCUGAAGACAACGGUACGCCUCUCGCAUCCGGCACCAAUGGACCUUGUUCUACGUAAACGAUUGGCCUUGAAUAUCUACAAACGACAAAGUAUCACGGAUAGAAUUUUCAAGAGAAUCGUUCGUACUGACUGUUUGACCCAAACUGGAGUCACCUAUGAGGUUGUGUCUAAUAUACCAAAGGCUAGCGAAGAACUGGAGGAUCGCGAGAGUUUGGCGCAAAUAGCUGCCAGUGGUGAAGACAACAGCUUAUGCGAUGGUGAAACUUACAUUGAAAAAUAUACACGCGGUGUCUCUGCGGUGGAAAGUAUCUUAACCUUAGAUCGAUUACGACAAAGUGUCGCAGUGAAGGAAUUACUACAAGCACAAGGUCAACCACUUAUGCGCAAAACAGCAAGCGUACCCAACUUCUCGCAGGUACUACUGCCUCUUCGCCGUCUCGGACGCACUAUCAUGAGAUCCGAUACUUCGAUGGACUCCUUGAACGUCACGCGUUCUGAAAGCGUGACUGAUCUCAACACCGAGUUGAAUGGACUACUUCAUUCACGACGUGCAUCCACGGGUCACACCAGAAACGAUGAGAAUUUCGUUUCUGCGCCGACUAAACCAUUCGGAAUCGCAUCUCCAAAUAUGGUGGGCGGCAAGCUGGGUCUACGAAUGACCACCCUGCAUGAGGAAACGUCGAAUACCGGGAAUCAACUUUCAACGCCUGUCCACGAUGAAGAUGAAGAGAAGAGUGACGCUGAUUACUUGGAAUAUGACUCGUAUCAGGCACCGGCGAAACCAGUAAAACCGCUAACUUCUUCACGCACACUGGAUUCUCUCGUCGAACUUCAAUCGACGAAGAUCAACACGCCAAGCAUGAGCAGUAGUGGUUACGGUUCCCAAGCAGUGUCUACGACCAACCUCACGUCAGAGGAUUCGAUCUCUGUCAAGUCCAUCAGCGUGGACGAGACGCCUGACUUAGAGUACAGAAACCUAUUGGACAACAAGAAACCGGAACGGAUGGAUAGCUCCCUGGUCGAAGAAACGCCUGAAGAAUACAUGGGUGAAGUGACUAACGCGUUGGGCAAAUUGAACGUGAUGGAGAACACUUGCGUCGAGGAGAAUACUAGGAAGAACUUGGAAGAAACAGGCGCCUAUUUAGACGCAGAUAUUGACAGUCCAGUUUCUUCAACGAAAAGCGACAGUGAUGCUAAUACCAAUGUAACGCAUACCAGCUCUACUCAGAAGAAGGAUGUACCAAGCCAGGGUUUGAGUAAUAGAAGGAAAAGCGACAUGGAAAUUAGUCAGGCAUCAAAUUCUGGAGAGGACAGUCCUUUGGAGGGUAGCUCAGUUGUGCACACCAAGCUACCACCAGGCAAGGUCGUGCGACGAAGAAAAUGUUCUGCCAGCACAGGAAGGCCUACAAGUUCUCAGCACAGGGCUUCAUUUCCCAUGGUCCGUCCACAACUUUCAGAGAGCAAAGUUGCAGCACGCUUAGAACAAUCAAUGCAACAUAAUAUGCCAUAUGAAAACGGUGACAACAGCUCCUCUGAACGAAUCGAUGAUGAUGUAAGCGACAAAAGCUCAGCUUUCGGUUCAAGACACGAUUUAAGCAGAGUCGAAACUCCACUCCCAGAUUGGGUUGUAAUUGGUGAAUCAGUAUUAGUUCGCCCAUACAGCUAUUCCGGUGUCAUAGCAUACGUUGGCCCAACAGAAUUUGCAUCUGGAACAUGGAUAGGAGUUGAACUUGACGCCCCGACUGGUAAAAACGAUGGUGCUGUGAAUGGCCAUAGGUACUUCACGUGUCGACCGAAAUGCGGAAUCUUUGUCAAAGUGGACAAACUAAUUCAAGACAAAAGGGGCCGAGCACUUAGAAAUUAUACCAAUGUCCCUCAACCUGCACCUAUGCGCAGAAGUGUUAGCAGAGGUGAGGGUUUACAUUCCUUGCACCGAAGUCGGAGCCGAGGAGAGGGCCUUUCAACAACAGGCACACGAUCUUCUCCACGGGGCAAGUAAACGGAUCACAACACCGCUUCACCGUAACUUCGUUUUACUAAUAAGCCACUAAAUAUCCUAAUUGCUACAUGCCUAUGAUAUGUGUAGCAGCAGUGUUUCAGUCCCUUAGACAUUAGGGCAGCUAUGGAUUAAUUAAUUACUUAUAAAUAUUACUUGAAAUAUUAGGUCAUUAAUGUGUAUCACACAAAGCAUGGGACGUUCUCUCAAUUUCGAACAGAACAUGCUGUUCUGCAGCAUAGUAUCUACUACUACUUCGCAUUUCAGUAGCGUAGCGAGAGCGAGAGAGAGAGCGAGAGAGCGCGAAAGGGAGAGAGAGAGAGAGAGUGAGAAAAGCGUGCGCGCAAGAAUAUCGAUACAUAGGAGGUUAUGUAUCGAGAAUCAGCGGACGAUGUUCAAUCGAAUAUAUAUAUAUAAUUUGUAAGCAUUCCACAAAACUUUUAAUUUUAACGACUGGGAUGAUGAGCCAUUUACUUUUUACAUAAGAGGAAGCAUCGUUUAGUUCGCGAUUAAUUGUACAUUUUUUAAGGGUAUCGAAGAAAGAGGGAAAAACCGAGUCACCUAUUUUGAUCACAAUCUUCUAACCUUGGUCAUUGGUGGCAGACCAAGGCAAUCGCAUUUUAAAGAAUAAUAUUCCAUAACGUUUAAGCAUCGAUUGCAUUUACAAGAAAAGAAGAAAAGAAUAACAAAUCCAGGACAAAUACAUUACAUGCGUGUAACAAUAAUCAGUCGAAAAAGAAACAAUUGACAAUUUUAUGAAAAUUGCCAAUAUAUAUAUAUAUAUAUACAUAUAUAGAAUACAGCACUCUCCGAAAUUACCAGCCGGUAAUUUUAAAUAAUGGAGAAGUGGUCAGCAGACGAAUGAACAUAGGACGGCCAACAGAAAGAAAUAAAAAUAUAAAGAUCCUUUUUUCGAGACACGAAUUACCGCGUUGCGUAGAUUAUUUAAAGAUUUUAUAUGUAUACAAUUGUUUCAUAUAUAUUGUAUUUUUUUAGCGCAAUCUGUUAAGUUCCUUUUUAUUGUAACAUACAAUUGUCCUCUGUCCAGCAUUACGUUGUUAACGCGAACAUGACACGCAAUUAAUUUAUAUGGCGCAAAGUGUGUGAGGAAACCGUGCGUGUUGCACUACGAUACGAAGGAAUAUCUACGCCGGCUGCCGCUCCCGCCAGAGGCGCUGCUCGUUCAUCAUGGCCGAGCACGAUCACCGGUGUGUGUCUUUUAGAGUGCAACACGGUUACAUAGGAUCGCAAUAUUAGGUUCGUAAGUUUUAGGUAGUAGAGAUCGAAUUAAAGGAAAAUGAAAAAAAACGAGCUUGCUUGAUUGUAUCUUGAAUUUGCGUAUAGCUGCGUUGAUUCGACGUUAUUCCUUUCUUUCUCUGUUUUCAUCGGUGACAAAAGACACCUCGUCCACGAUAAUACGUUGCACGUUUCUUCUUGGUUCGCAUAACCCGGCUGAAUUUAACCGCGAUGAACUCUCAUAAUAUACAUAUAUAUAUUUGAUACAUUUCAACGUGAUUUGCUCAGUACGACGAUGACGAUACUGAUUUCUCGCUAGACGGGACAAAGAACCAUAACGAUGCGUCCGUUCAGAUAUACGAGGAAGAGGAUGAAAGGGACUGUGCAGAGGCACAACGACGAUGUAUGGCAGAGUAUAAGAGGAAAAUCAAACGAUUAUGUCGCGUGUCUUUUUUUAAUUUGCGGGAUAGAUUUCGCGGAGUACAAGAGGGAUAUAAAAGAGGAGAGGAGACGGAAGAGAGGGGAGAAAAUGGUUGAUGAUGCGACGAAGAAGCGAACGUCGAAUGAAAGGGAGAAAAUGAACGAUUAAAAUGGUAAUCGUGAGAAAAACGAAAAGAGAAGGAAAGAAAAGAAAAUUCGCCCAAAUUAUGAACAACAGCAACCGAAACAACCGCAACAACAAGAACAACUUCUGUCCAGUUAGAACAAUACUAACGCUAUCAAUAAUGAACAUAUUACUGUAUGUAAUAUUUAUUGAAUAUAAAUAAUAAACUCGCCUGCGACGCGACGUUUCCUGACCACGGUACCUCCGGUUGCUUUCGUGUACUCGCGUGCGACUCGAGCGAAUAAAUGGGAGGGGGAAAUGAUUAUGGUAAUGCGUAUGAACGCGUCUUUACACGAAUGGGAAACGCCGCGGGCUAAGGUAUCUCUGUCCAUUUUUUGGUAAUUCAAGAUUAUUAAAAAUGAAAGAAAAUUAAGACUCACAAAUGUCACAGUGAUGCUACGUGCCUGCCAGGCAUAGGGUUAAUAAACAUUUUUCGUUUCAGAGACUAUGCGUUACACAUUUUCUGUUCUCUUCUUCUUUGUUUCUCUUUCUUUUCUUCGCCAGUCGAUACUGCGAAAUGUAUAUAUCAAUUUCUCGAUUCCAAUUGUCCGUUUCUUUAACGUCUAAUAAUAAUUGUAAGACAUUCGAUCGUCUACUUAUAAGUAUCUUAUAAUAAUUUACAUUUUACUGUAACAAUCUAAAUUUCUGUACAUACAUACGUUUCUUUCUUUUUUUCCAUUUUUUUUCGUUUCUUUCUGUUCAUUUCUCAUUAUUGCAGUGGAGCAUCUAGCAUCGACGGAGCUUACACAGCCUAUUCCAUCCCACGAUAAGACAAUGUCCAUUUUUAUCGUUAUAAUUAUCUAAUAUGAUAAUCGUUCACAACUAUACUUUGUACCCUAACGGAUUCUAGAAUAAUAUUUUCGACCAAUCGGUUUUACGAAUGUCUCUGGAAGACUUCCGAGUUUAACAUUAUCCCCCACCCC